This is a messenger RNA of Oppiella nova, 556 nucleotides long. Lineage: Eukaryota; Metazoa; Arthropoda; Arachnida; Sarcoptiformes; Oppiidae. The record is from the annotation of a GenBank genome assembly.
CUAUGUAUUGCUAUAUAUUUAGUACAGUAUAUGACAUCAACAGACAAUACACACAAUCACAGAGUACUCGUUGUUUCGAUCCAUUGAUUCAGUGGUUAAUCAACUGAAGGGUUCAUCAAACGCUUGUUUGACAGAAAUGACUCGAGGUAAUCAGCGAGAGUUAGCCCGACAGAAGAACCAGAAGAAGCUGUCGGAGAGCCAGAAGAAGAAGAGCGCCGACAGUAAAGACGGCAAUAAAGGCAUGAGUCUGGAGGAGAGGAAAUUCCGAGACGCAGAGCUCAUGAGAGAGAAGCAAAAACUGGCCGCAGAAAAGCAAAAGAGCGGAUCCGCAGGAGAGACAUCCGCUGGAGAGACAUCCAAAUCCAAGUGAACCCCAAUCGACAUAAGUAUUGCAAACAAUAAUACAUUUCUGUUUUAAACUCAUCUCUUAAUUCAAAACACUUUAAAUGCAAACGAAAUGAUCAGAAGUUUUAUUAUUUAUGAGAAAAUGUUUGAAACAAAUGUUAAUCAAAAUUGAGUCCAUUUUUUAAUAUUAAAUAAACUAUUUAUUCAUUGA